Molecule: messenger RNA, 996 nt
Organism: Acytostelium subglobosum LB1
Lineage: Eukaryota; Evosea; Eumycetozoa; Acytosteliales; Acytosteliaceae
Exons: 1
Coding region: 1-996 (331 amino acids)
Source: RefSeq, a predicted model, not a curated record
AUGGAGGUCAAGAAGAUACUACACCUUGGAUGGAACAAUUGCUAUCAGAUCAAGUGGCACCAUUUGGUGUGCAUUGUGACGACAGAUGUAGGACCUAGGAUCAUCUCUCUGUCGCACAGUGACACACAUCAUGAGAUGUUCGCCUUUGCUCAGGCCGAUGCUGGCAAGACAGGUGGUGACAGCUGGAGACUCUAUGGUGGACAUCGUCUGUGGACUGCGCCAGAGGUCGACCCUCGCACCUACUAUCCCGAUAACGACCCGGUUGAACUCAUUUCCAACGAGGAUAGCGUCACCCUCAAACCACCUCACGAGACUGUCAACAACGUAGCCAAGACAAUCAUCAUCACUGGUCGUGGUGGUAGUGGCUCGACUGAGCCCUACUUGGAGGUGCGCCAUCAGGUCACCAACAUCUCUCGCUGGCCUAUUGAGCUCGCUCCUUGGGCCAUCACUGUGAUGUGCAAGCAGACCCGUGCUAUAGUGCCACUGUCUGAACUGACCCCUGGUCAGACUCCACUGCAGGCAAAGACAUCAUUAUCCAUCUGGAACUACACCAAGCUGAACGACCCUCGCUUCAUCUUUGGUGAGAAGUACUUGUUGGUCGAUCAACAGCCCACCGCCACCACUACCAACAAGAUUGGUGCCCAAGUGAACAAUGGUUGGACGGCUGCCGUGAAUGGCACCGGCUCUCUGUUUGUAAAGCUGAUCAAUCGAUGCACCAGAAACCUAGAGGUCGAUCAUGGAGCCAAUGUCGAGGUCUACUUAUCGCCAGACAUUGUCGAGCUCGAGACUGUGGGUCCAUUAGAGCGCAUCGAACCUGGCCAGCAUACUGAUCUCGUGGAGAACUGGUUCCUCUUCAGAGAUGUCAAGCUGCCAACGAAUGACAGUGACGUCGAGAGUAACGUUCUCCCACUUGUAAGAAAGGUGAUGGAUCAACAGCCACAGCAACAUCAUCAUCAUCACCACCAACACCACCAUCAUGCUGAGCAGCAUCAAUAA